This is a messenger RNA of Amoebophrya sp. A25, 1700 nucleotides long. The record is from the annotation of a GenBank genome assembly. NCBI's taxonomy places the organism in Eukaryota, Dinophyceae, Syndiniales, Amoebophryaceae.
AUGAAUCUCUUCAGGGCAGUGCUCUUGGCCUUAGUGUGGAGCGCGGAACAGGUCGCAUUCGCAAGCAUUCUCCAGUUCCUCACCGUUGAUCCAGAGCGUGGCGCUUACCUCGUUUUUCAUCCUGAUUCCGUUUUCAACAAGCGACAACUACCAGUCACAGAAGCCACUGCAGAAGAUCGCGCUUCUGGAGAUGACAGUGUGGAUGCUCUAAAAAACUGGUGCGAUCGCAUUGAAGAGCACGCUGGGUUUGGUGACGUUGAAGCAAGGACACAGAGCGAGGUCGAGGAAGAACGAAGUUGGAUGCUCAGGGAUCGACUUUAUGCGAGGAGAGAGGGGGUGUAUGGUUUUUCCGAUGUACCUGCUGAGACAGCAAAAACAGAACACAGCAAUGACGCAACUCAAGUAGAGCGAGGGCAUGUUUUCGAAGCAAGGUUACAAUCAGUCAUUCCGCACAAAACACUUUCAGCCAUCUUUGCUUCGGCGCCUGGAGGGGCGUCGUCUAGCACGAAAAUUCUUCACGGAAAUCAGCCAGAAGCGCAAGCACGCAAGCCAAGAAGAUUUAGAACCUUCAGGAAAGUAGAGAAACAGGUCAUGCAACAAGGACUAGCAGAACAGCAAGUACGUCAAUACCACGACGACUCUGCUGCCAUGCAUCUGACAGAAGACGUGUUUUCUGACCAGACAGAGAGCUUCACGCUGCGGAUUCUGAAAUAUCAUGCGCAUAUGGGGUUUUUGGAUUCUAGCAUAGGGGUGCAAGUAUCAGAGAGGGUGUGGGGAAUUAUUGUGGCUGAUUUCACGAAGCUGGUUCUUGGAGUAGCAGCAAAGUUGCAUGACGUGUUUGUGGCAAGGGUUUCGCAUUCACUAGGUGGGAGGACUUCAGAAGAGGACAGGCAGGAGAGAGGGAAGAUUCGAGAAGAAGGGCAGACGAUGAAGACAGAAAACGAAAUAAGCCUCGCUCUACGUGCUGUCGCAAAGUUUGUGCUUCGUUUCACGACUCUCUUCACUGGCGCUGUGUAUCAGCUAGGAUUUCAGUACAGAAAUACAAACUCAAAGCUGCUGCUUUUCUCUGAAUUUGCAGACUGGUCAACGAAGAGGCUGCAAUCAAUGCGCGAGUUAGAAGAUGGAGGACAUGACGAAGGGCCAUUGGGGGUUGUUAUGGGUACAUCAAAUGUAAAUGUAAAGCCUACAACAAAUCGAGAGUAGAGCUAGAAGACAGUCCUCAGCGUCGCCGUUGAGUUUGAAAGUAAUUCGUGCGUCACGAUAAGUACAGAGCAAGCGGCUGAAGCGUAUCUUCUCUAAUCCCCUCUUACGCAAUCUAGAAGCUCUCUACCUCGCGGUUUGCAUGAUCGUCUUGGUUUUCGCCAGAGAAGUAGCCAGGGUGCCUGGCGUGACGAUUUGGACGCAGGUUGGGCAUGUGGAGUUUUACAAUUUCUUACUAGGUCACAGUUGGGGUGGUGUCGGGACUGCAGCUACAACUACUGAGGCAGAAGCUGGAAAAAGUGGAGAUGAAACUGGUAGAAGUGUCACAGGCUCUAGCUCGUUAAGGAACAGCCACGACGAGAACGGUGAUAGAAAGAGGCAUGACGCACUCGGCAUCUCUUCAAUGAUCGAUGCUGACUCCGCUUGGGCCUUAGAUACCCGGAAUCUUGUGGAAGCCAGAAGAGCGCAAGCGGGUGAGGCUGCACAUGCAGGAUUAGCAG